GUUCCCCGCAGGAUCGGCGCCAGCGGGGCCAGCCCGUCCCAGCAGUGCGGGGCCAUGGCCGGCCGCGGGGCCCAGCGGCCCAACGGGCACUCGCAGCCCAGUAAGAUCUGCCAGUUCAAACUGGUGCUGCUGGGAGAGUCGGCCGUGGGCAAAUCCAGCCUGGUGCUGCGCUUCGUCAAGGGCCAGUUCCACGAGUACCAGGAGAGCACCAUCGGCGCGGCGUUCCUGACGCAGUCCGUGUGCCUGGACGACACCACGGUGAAGUUUGAGAUCUGGGACACGGCGGGGCAGGAGCGAUACCACAGCCUGGCGCCCAUGUACUACCGGGGGGCUCAGGCUGCCAUCGUGGUCUACGACAUCACCAACCAGGAGACGUUUGCCCGUGCCAGGGGCUGGGUGAAGGAGCUGCAGCGCCAGGCCAGCCCCAGCAUCGUCAUCGCCCUGGCGGGCAACAAGGCCGACCUGGCCAGCAAGAGGAUGGUGGAGUACGAGGAAGCUCAGGCCUACGCCGAUGACAACAGCCUGCUCUUCAUGGAGACCUCGGCCAAGACAGCCAUGAAUGUCAACGACCUCUUCCUGGCCAUCGCCAAGAAGCUGCCAAAGACGGAGCCGCAGAGCACGAGCGGGGCCGGGGCCCGGGGCCGGGGCGUGGACCUGAGCGAGCAGAGCCCGCAGGGCCGCGGGCAGUGCUGCAGCAACUGAGGGAUCCCCGGGGAUCCCCAGCGAUCCAGCCCCGCUCCGGCCGGGAUCCGGCCAGAUCCAGCCAUGGUCCAGCACGGGAUCCAGCCAGGAUCCAGCCGGGAUCCGGCCAGAUCCAGCCAGGGUCCAGCCCGAAUCCAGCCGGGAUCCGGUGAGAUCCAGCCAUGGUCCAGCCCAGAUCCAGCCCGAAUCCAGCCGGGAUCCGGUGAAAUCCAGCCAUGGUCCAGCCCAGAUGCAGCCCCAAUCCAUCUAGGAUCCAGCAAGAUCCAGCGAUGGUCCAGCGCGGGAUCCAGCCCGAAUCCAUCUGGGAUCCAGCAAGAUCAAGCCAUGGUCCAGCUGGGAUCCAGCCUGAAUCCAGCCAGGAUCCGGUGAGAUCCAGCCAUGGUCCAGCCCAGACCCAGCCCCAAUCCAUCUGGGAUCCAGCGAGAUCAAGUCAUGAUCCAGCCCCAAUCCAGCCCCAAUCCAGCCGGGAUCCAGCCUCAAUCCAGCCCGGAUCCAGCCUCAAUCCAGCCCGGAUCCAGCGAGAUCAAGCCGUGGUCCAGCCAUGGUCCAGCCCCAGUCCAGCCGGGAUCACGGCCUGCAGGGCUGCAGCGACUGAGGGAUCCGCUGGGAUCCAGCCGGAUUCCAGGGAGGAUUCCAGCCCAGGUUCCGGCCCCAACUCCAGCUGGGAUCCAGCCAGGGAUCAGCCAGGACCCCACCAGAUCCCAGCCCGGAUCCCGGCUCCAUCCCUGCUCUGGGACUCUUCCCCAGCGCUUUUUGAAGCUUCCAAGGUUCUUCCUCGGCAACAGAUCCCACCUGGAUCCUCCAGAUCCUGCCCAGCUCCACCUGAUCCCACACAGAUACUCCAGAUCCCUCCUGGCUCCACCAGGUCACUUUUGGAUUCACCAGAUCUCACACAGAUUCUCCGGAUACCAUCUGGCUCUUCCUGGAUCCUCCAAACUCCUCCUGGAUCCUGCAGAUCCCACCUGGAUCCUCCAAACUCCUCCUGGAUCCUCCAGAUCCCAUCUGGCUCCUCCUGGAUCCUCCAAACUCCUCCUGGAUCCUGCAGAUCCCACCUGGAUCCUCCAAACUCCUCGUGGAUCCUGCAGAUCCCAUCUGGCUCCUCCUGGAUCCUCCAAACUCCUCCUGGAUCCCGCAGAUCCCGCCGGAUCCCUUUCCCAGACCCCGAUCCCUCUCCCGAGGCAGCGGGGCCGGCUCGGCCGGGACUGGACUCGCUGGGAUCCCCGGACUGUCCUUCCGUCCCCGCGGGAUCCCGGGGGCCUGGGGCGCUCAGAUCCCUCCUGGAUCCCUCCUGGAUCCCUGCCCCGGGAUCUGGGGAUCCCACAGACCCCCCGGGAUGGAUUUUCCAGGGGCCCGGCACCGAUUUCUGCGGAAUUUUCAUCAUUUUUUUGGCCCGUUCCCCUCGGGGACAGCAGCUGCAGUGUCCCUGUGUCCUCCCCUGGAGGAGCCCAAGUGCCUGGGGACAGCUGGGGACAGCUGGGGACACCGAGGGGACCCUGCCCCGGGACCUGGGGUGGCCCUGUGGGUGGUGACUCUCACGGGGACGUCCCCACGGUCACCACAGGGAUGUCCCCGUGGUCACCCCGGCCGUGGUCACCCCUCAGGUGACGUCCCCAGGUGACCCCGGCCGUGGCCACCCCUCAGGUGCCACCCCCGGUCCCCUCCCAGCGCCCCCCAGUUUGUCCCUGUCCCCAUCCCGGGGCCGUCCCCGUUUGCACUUUAUGGCCAAUGUCCCCUCGCUCCUGUCCCUGUGUCCCCGGGGGUGGCAGCGAGGGGACAGCGGUGCCAGCCCCACCCCUGCCCUUUGUCCUUGUCCCUCCUGGACCCUCGGUGUCCCCACCCUGCCCAGGGGACACCCGGGGUGCUGCCACCCCAGGGGGGGACGCCCCAAAGCAGGGACACCCCGAAUUUGGGGACACCCCGAAUUUGGGGACACCCGGGAUUGUCCCCACAGGGGCGGGGGGUGGCAGCUGUGGGGUGGAGGGACCCGGUCCCGUAUGAAGCCCCUGGGGACAGCUUGGGGACAUUCCCAGGGUCACUCCAGGGACGUUCCCGGGGUCACUCCAGGGACAUUCCCGGUGCCUCCGGAACUGGUGACAUCGAUGUCCCCGAGGUGGUGACAAGAGCCCGCAGGGUCCCGGCCCUGUCCCCACCCUCGGGGACACCUUGGGGACAUUCCCGAGGUCAUUCCCGGUGCUCCAGAGCCUCUGGAAUUGGCGACAUCGAUGUCCCCAAGGUGGUGACCCCUCCCAUGUCCCAGCCCUGGACCAAGCGGGGACACCGCAGCUCCUGUCGCUCUUAUUCUUCUUUUUGUCUUUAUUUUUCUUUCAUUUUCCUUUUUUUUCCGGCUUUUUUUUUUUUUUUCCCCUCUGAUUUUAUUUUAUUUUAUUUCAUUUUAUUUUGUUUUGUUUUCCUUGCUUGGGGAAGCUCCUCCCUCGCGGUGAAAUAACAAUCGUGGUAACCACAACGUCGGGUCGCUGAUUUACCCAUGUAUUUAAUGUAAAGUUAAAAAAACAAGGACAAAAAAAAACCGAGGAAAAAAAAAAUCCCAAAAAACCCACAAGAA
Hirundo rustica (Barn swallow) is the source of this 3265-nucleotide messenger RNA. It is a transcript of the gene RAB5B, whose product is annotated as RAB5B, member RAS oncogene family. The record is from RefSeq and is a predicted model, not a curated record. The transcript has 5 exons. Lineage: Eukaryota; Metazoa; Chordata; Aves; Passeriformes; Hirundinidae. Gene Ontology annotation, molecular function: GTP binding; GTPase activity. Bases 55 to 702 code for a protein of 215 amino acids.